ACGGCUUUAGGCACGAGGCUUAACCUUUUCUGGACGUUUUCCAAACUUCCCUCAAGCUACGCUGAAAGCCCUGGUAAACUCUUUACUACGUCUGAGAUAAUCUUACGGGCGCAUUCAGUUGGGACGGAAAAUUGUGCAUAAAUCACGGUAAAACUGCGUGGCAAUAUAUCUCAAGUAGAAUCACGGUUUGUUUUACGAAGAUCUAUAAACUUAAGAUGAUGUAGUCUUCGAACUUGAGGAAGAAGUGGAGACAACUUCAACAACACGCUUGAAAUAUUAAUGCUCAGCAGAUCAGCAGCAAGAUCUCUGUCUUGAGCCCCCAGGUGACUGAGAUCAAGAUGAGUUGGAAGCGCUGAAACGAACGAAGUUUCGUGAGAAAUGUUGUGAAAAUUUCGCUGUGAAUACACUCAACAUUAUUUUAUGGCGGAAGAAACAGGAUAUGUCUGACAAUGAGCGGAAGCAUAAGAAAUUUCAUUGUUAUCAACAGGAUCAUAUUUUGGGUCUUGAUCGUCGUUUUACAGCGUUCAUCUUCUUACACGUCCCCUUUUCCUCUUGUGUGGGGCUCCCCAUAUCUAAGCGCUGAACAUUACUGGCCGAUGCACAACAUUACGAACGGAAUUUUGGAGGAUGUUAGAGGGGCAGCUCAUACAGUCGUGCAUGAAGGAAAGAUUGUUAUAGUUCCUCAGCUGGGGUAUGCAUUGUCCUUAGAUGGAAAGGAUGACUGGGUGGAUACUGGUGGUUUUAACGCAGAUUGCGUGACAGAACCCUCAAGAUGUGAGAAUGGAUUUACGAUGUCAUUUUGGCUCAAAGUACAUGGAACUGGGUACAUCUUAUCUUCGGGAUCCUUUACGAACAAAAGGAAUGGUCCAGGAUAUCAACUAUAUUACCACCAAAGCUUGAAACGUUUUAAAUUUCUUCUUGAAACGAGAGAUAAAAAAUGGACGUUGUUUAUUCACGAGGAAGUCGGGCUGUGGACCCAUAUGGCUUUUACAUGGAGAGAACGGAAUGGACUUUCGUAUUACGAGGAUGGGAAUUUGAGCUCGUUUACAGACAAGCCCGAAAUUGUGUCUGCUUUGCGCCAACAGAACUACACACCUGUUAUCACACUUGCUCGACCCAGCAGCAGUUUGGAUCUCAAGAAAUUUGGAAAGUUUGAAAUUUCUCAGUUUGCCAUCUGGCAAAAAGAACUUUCAGCAGCAGAUAUUGCAGGAGUGUAUGGAGAUGGACUCUCUUAUAAUUCAAACUUUGCCAUGUGUUGUCAUUUCAAAUCAGUGAGCCCAUGCAUGAAAAAUCCAUGUCACGACCCUGAACAUUGUCGCAGAAUCAUGGAAUCUGCUGAGAGGAAGUGUAUUUGCCCCAGUGUCAAUCUUCGGCUUAAAACUUGUAAAGCAAAGAUAACAGGUGAAUGUGAGGAUAAGAGUACAAGUUGCGCCGUGUUUGCAUCACAAUCUGAAUACUGCAAACGAAGAAAAAUGCGUGAAAUUUGUCCGCGGUCUUGCAAUUACUGUGCCCCUGCGCGUCCUUUUACCACGCUGAAACCGACACUGGAGACUUCGUCGACUUUCAUGUCUAGAAUAUCUCGGAAAUCCCGAAAUCCCUCCACGGUGAUCCCGACUAACGGGGGUCCCACGGGUAGUGGGUUAACCACAAACCCGACUAGGACCCCGACUACAGCCAGAAGAGGUAAAAGAGGCGAAUCUUGUGAUGGACUGACCUGUGAGUACCAUGAGCGCUGUGUGAACACUUCGCAUGGUUAUGUCGAAUGUAAAUGUCCUCAACAUACUUGCCAUAACGCCAGAAAAAUAAUCUGCGGCACAGACGGCAAAACUUACCUGAAUAUGUGCGUAUUGAGGAAAGAAAUAUGUCGCGUAAAACAGCAAAUAAAGAAGAAACACGAUGGUCGUUGCAGCGGAGAACUAUUUCCCAGUGCGACGCACUAUUGGCCACUCAAUAAAGUUUCUCAGGAGAAAAAGGUGAAUGAUUUACGAGGCAACAGCAAUGGUAAUGUUUACAAUGGAGUCAAGCAGUCGACCGCUGAUCAAAUUGGAGGAGUACUGACACUAGAUGGUAAAGAUGCUUUCAUUGAACUGUCAGGUUUCAAAGAGGAAUGCAUCGUGGACCCUUCUUCUUGCUCAGAGGGUUUGUCGGUGGCAUUUUGGAUAAAAUACAUCAAAGGCGAAUUCAUUCUUUCAAGUGGACACUACACCUCAUCAUCGGUCGGCCCAGGGUACCGAUUUGUCUGUGAAAAUUGUGGACCCCAUUUGACUUCGUCAGGGAGGUUUAUCUUGGAACUUUCCAACCAUUCGCACAAAUGGAGAAUUCUUCUCGAUUCCCUCCCUAAAUGGUGGUUUCACUUCGCUUUUACCUGGAGUCGAAUGCACGGUCUGAAGUUCUACAAGAAUGGCAGAUUAGCCGUUAAGAGCAAAAAACCGGAUUUUAUAAGGAAUGGAGGCAAAGCUACUAACAAAAUAUCGAUUGGAAAACCCAACUCCCUUAACAGUAUUUUCAUGCCGAAUAAACAUGGAGAGUUCAGCAUCGGGCACUUUGCUAUUUGGAUAUACGAGUUGUCUUGGGAUAAUGUUGAACUGGCUUUUUUGUCUUCUCUUACGAAGACAACUUCUUCAAUAAAAUGCUGUCACUCCAUGAAAGCUGAUCCUUGCGUAAAGAAUCCUUGUCACAACGGUGCAACUUGUCAGCGGUUGGAGAACAGAUAUAAAUGUAUCUGCGAGGUCAACAACCUGAACAGGAACUGCGAGCAUGCUCCUGUGCCUUGUGAAGACGCUAUCGAUAAUUGCGACCGGUUCGUUCAACAGGAUGGGUACUGUAAAAGUCACAAACGACGAAUGUGGAGCAUAUGUCCUAAAGCCUGCAACUUUUGUCUUGGAGGCUCCGAGAAAGCAAUACGUUCAACACAAGUAUCGGCUUCCGCGAGUUUUAAAACGAAUGUCCGACUCACUGAAACAACACCACGCAGUCAAAUUGUGGGAGAGACACUUCAAAGUGAAAACCGCAGCGCCCAGAGUACAAGAGAAGGAGGUGAAAUUUCCAUUACGUCAAAAGUAGCGUACACGAAGCACGGAUCAAAGAUGGCAUCCAUGUUGAGCUCAAAACCCGUAGAAGCAAGCGACAUGAAAGACAACAGCCGCUCACGAUCAGGAUAUGAAAUGAUCGGCACGUUUGAUAAGAGAGUUAUCAUUAGCACAAAAAUACCAUCUUUGUUCAGUGAUUUUACGCCUAAAGGUAGUACAACCCGAACGCAUAGCAUGUCGACGGCUAUAAGGCCCCACAAAACUUCUCAGCUUUCGUCAGCAUCCAGUUCACGCACCACAGUCAUCAAAGAGUCUUUGUCGAUCACAAGUGUCACUGCAUUUCAGGAUUCAGAGUCAUUUUCAAGUACCGCCAUUUCUAAAGUUUCAUCAUCGAUAUCUCUUAAAAAAAGUACCGGCGAUGAAUCGUACGCUAAACACACUUCGACAUCAGGGCAUGUCAAAUACACGAACACACCAUCUUCAACCGAAACGCCAGUGAAUUCCAUCAAAACAACAUCAAUAAUCUCGCUUCCCGUAGCAACAGGUCAUUUUUCAUUCACCUUAGCUCAGACGUUGCUCUCAUCUACGGUCGCUGUGCAAGAGAAAGCUCCAUUAACUUGUAACAUAAAUAAUGUCACUUGCGUUUGUUUUAACUGCGGGCAAGUGCGUCCAAAGGGAGGCAUUUGUUGUAUGGAUCAUGUCGACAAUACGAAAACUCAACAAGGAGUUGUUAUUAAUAUGAUUAACAUCACAGUUGAGAGCUUCUAUCCAAAAGUAAACGUCGUUGCGAAAGUUAUCGAAGGAGUGAUUUGGGAUUCGUGCAUGACUAACUCGUCCCUUUGCUUAGGCGAAGAAAAUGUUUUAGAGGCCAUACGUGUUCGUAAGAAGCGUUCGGCACAAAGUUUUUUCUUCAAUGACGACUUUCUGUUAGACAUUUUAAGGAUAAAGCGAGACUCAGAAUCGGGUCAUCAUAGCUCACAAUUUCGUGCAUCACCAGUUAACGAAGGAGCACUUCGUCCUGAUAUUAAACCCUCUAAUAUCAAUAUCACCCGGGUACAUGUGAUAAUAUACGGUAUUUACUCCAAGGCCGGGACUCCAAGUGCAGUUGGAACGGCCUUUUACGUCACGGUGACGUCACUUAGCAAUGGAACCAAUCACACGCAAGUUCUUGAUGGCAAAGGUUUACUACAAAUUCUCAGGGAUAAGAGAAAUGUUCUUGAGAAUAAAUUAAAUAUAACUAUUGACUCAUUCUCAGCUGCACUGCCGUCUGAAAGCUUGACGCCUUCUUCAGCAUUGAUGCCUAACCCCUCUGCCCCAAGCAAGAACCUGCAGACACCCUUAGCCUCCCCUGAAGUUCCAACAUCAGCCGUACAGGGCAGCACAGAUGGGGAUGACAGCAAAGGCAUUUCCCAGGGUAUGCUCAUCCUCAUUAUCUCCGCAGCCAUCGGGGGCCUGGUACUACUUGUUGUUCUAUCCGUGUUCAUAUUUACUCGCUUCUACAGAAAAUUUCAACAACAGGGAAUGCAAACGAAUACAGAUCACGUGGGAAACAGCGCAGUGACAUUUUGUUCCGUGAAAGGAGUGGAAAUUUCCAAACCAAACUCCAGUCAGCCGUACCUUCCCAUACAUCGGUAGAGGGCGCCUAGUCAGUUUACCAGCCAGUCAGAGAAAAGAAAUUACGACCAUGUUACCAGAAUGGACCAAUCGGUGACAAGUCAACACUCACGCUCACUGCUCAUAGGUCCGUUUAGGUCACGUGUUCGAAAAGAAGUGAUUCUGAAUAGCUGGUAACCUGAACCAUGGCGCCUUCGAUUUGUCUCCAAAGAACUUACAGUUACCUUUGGGCUUUUCGCAGUCUUCUUUGAAGUCAUUACGUAUUAAUAAAUGCUGGGCAUUUUUUUUUAAUUUCAGCAAAUUACAGGAUAAUUUCGUUUUCAAAAGGAGACUUUUUAAUACAAGAAAAAGGAUCGAUUCAGUCUUCUUUUUUGUUAAGCGAAUAUACGAAAAGAAUCGAAUUUUGUUCAAAAUAGACCGUGAAGUUAAAUUAUGUAAAAUACGUUUGUCUGGAGAAACCGCGAUAUAAAUGAUAAGAACAUGGUCUUUCCUUUUUUUAAGAUAAGUGGUAAUUUUCACCACUCUAGCUUUUUUUUACCCAAAUCGUUUGAACUGAAUUAUUAGGAUUGAAACAACUUUUCGUUGCAAAUCGAAAUUAGCCAAAUCGAAGGACAAAAUGCAAUUGUCUCUUAGUGCACAAUUAUCUCUAAAUAUCCAAAUAUAGAUGCGAAAUUCACGUUAUUGUUCUUGCUGCGAACUGUCGUUUUUUGUUUUGUUUUUAUUUUGCCAUGCAGACUUCCAACUUAAAUAACCAAUCGCAGUCAGUCACUAGACUUGCCUUUGAGUUCUCAUUGGUUCGUUAUGAUAGAAACCUUUGUUCUAAUUGGCCGCUGCUUUAACAAAUAGUAUUUCUCAAUUACCAAGUGAGGAAGAAGUUAAGUGUCGAUGUUCACCGAAAGUUUGAACGAGACUGUGAUUUCUAACAGCAACCCCUUUGUCAAGUGCUUAAGAGUAAGAAUACAAAAAACUUAAACUCGAAAGUUUCA
Molecule: messenger RNA, 5629 nt
Organism: Stylophora pistillata
Lineage: Eukaryota; Metazoa; Cnidaria; Anthozoa; Scleractinia; Pocilloporidae
Biological process (GO): anatomical structure development
Molecular function (GO): calcium ion binding; extracellular matrix binding; protein binding
Source: RefSeq, a predicted model, not a curated record